UGUACGCUUUCUCAUUGUCUCAUGAAUAGUGAAAAGGAUCAAGCUGAAAAUUUGAUGAUCGUUGACCUUCUGAGGAAUGACCUGGGGCGGGUUUGUGAGCCGGGCUCUGUUCAUGUGCCUAAUCUUAUGGAAGUUGAAUCCUAUGCUACAGUUCACACAAUGGUGAGUACGAUACGUGGAACAAAGCAACCAGAUAUUAGUGCAAUCGACUGUGUGAAAGCAGCAUUUCCCGGUGGGUCAAUGACAGGUGCACCAAAGCUAAGAUCAAUGGAAAUUCUGGAUUCUCUGGAGAGUUGUUCAAGAGGUAUUUACUCUGGAUGCAUUGGAUAUUUCUCGUAUAACCAAACCUUUGACCUUAAUAUAGUUAUAAGAACUAUUAUCAUGCACGACGGUGAAGCUUCCAUAGGGGCAGGAGGGGCUAUUACAGCACUUUCAAAUGCUAGCGACGAGUAUGAAGAAAUGGUUUUGAAAACAAGAGCUCCCACAGAAGCUGUUAUGGAAUAUGAGAGAAGUACAAUAUCGGAAUAUACCGAGUCAUAGGUAAGCUGUAAUGCAAAGAAAACAUCAGCACGAAAAAAGUAGGAAGUCAUUCUAUACUCCAUUAGAAUAGUUUGUGAAGCCCAUAAAUAUCGUCUUUUCGUUUCCCCAUUUCUUGUGGAAGUACUUUCAGAAAAGAGGGCUCUAUCUUCUAUAUUUUUGCUUAAUUUGUGUUCUUUCCUCCCUCCCCUAUAAUGUCAUUACAGGUGACCUGCCGAAAACUGCAUUGAUGUUGUAAUGGUCUUUUGCAUUAUUUAUCAUUAUACGAAAUGGCUGAAAUUAUGGAAUA
This is a messenger RNA of Olea europaea var. sylvestris, 826 nucleotides long. Its product is annotated as aminodeoxychorismate synthase, chloroplastic-like. Gene Ontology annotation, biological process: L-tryptophan biosynthetic process. Bases 22 to 540 code for a protein of 172 amino acids. Lineage: Eukaryota; Viridiplantae; Streptophyta; Magnoliopsida; Lamiales; Oleaceae. The record is from RefSeq and is a predicted model, not a curated record. The transcript has a single exon.